AACUACUACCCUGGCGGAAGGAUAGAAAAUUGGCCGGGACUACUACUUUAAAAGCUUAUAGGAUCGUUAUUAAGAGCACUACCGUGAAGUUAGUUCCUAAAUUGGUCUCAACGUUUCGACUAGCUUACAUAAGUCAUCGUCAGGAGACUACUUUAAGCUUGAAAGUUAACACUUUGCACUGUGAAUACCAAGAACAAAUAAAGAAGAUCACUGUUCAAAAGAUGACACUCUGCUACCCACAAUCUUAUUCAAGAAAAACUCAUCUUUGAUUGUUGGAAAAGUCUUCAGAAAGUGGACCUUCACAAGAGGAAAAACUGACAUUUAAAAACAUUUGUCAGAAAGAAAAAGAACUGAAGUAACUCUAGCUUGAAGUAUUAUUAAACAAGAUGAAUGCAUCUGAGAUGAAUUCUACUACACCAACAACCAAUGACAAUAAGGACUCUGAUGCUAUUAAGGUAGUAUGUUAUGUAAUGAUUGUACUUGGAUUCUGUGGUGUACUUGGCAAUAUCUUGGUCUGUGUUGUAAUUCUUAGAGUCAAAUUUCUGCAUAAUAUCACAAACUAUUUACUGGUCAAUUUGGCUGUUGCUGAUACUGUAUCUUGCAUUGCUGCUUGCCUUCAUUACCUUGUUGCAAACAAAAGAUGUGUAAUUAUUCAUUUUGUACCACAAAGUACUUUGGGAAAAGACUUGUACUGUAGAAUUUUGGUCAGCACAUUUUUUGUUUGGAGUUGCUGCUUUUGUACAGGAUACAGUCUAUGUUUAGUUACAUUAGAAAAAUAUAUUGGUAUAGUUCAACCACUUCAGUAUCCAAGAAAGUUAACCAAGAAACGGAUAAAGGUUCUUCUUGCUUUGGUGUGGGUAGGGUCAAUAGUUAUUUCUCUGCCAUUCCUUUUUACAAUUGGAGCAAGCCCUAAUCCCAAUCAGGCUUGUCGAGAUAUCUCUUAUUAUCAUCCCUUACUUCAAAUAGUCCACAGCUUAGUCUUAUUUCUUACACAUUACUUAAUCCCAAUUGUAUUCAUGUGUUGGGCAUACUUUAAGAUUCAAGCAACGUUAAGCAAACAAGCUGAAUACUUGAAGCAACAACAUGUCAAACAAGCCGCUUUGAGUCUCCUGGUUGCUAGGCAACGCUUAGUAAGCUUGCUUAAGAUGGUGCUCGGCGCCCUCAUUGUCCUAUGGACUCCAGCUUACUUAUUGGACCUGAUUUGCCCAAAUAUUGAACUUGAGUUUAAUUUAGUGCCUUUCUGUAGCUCAGAUACGGCUCAAUUAGUCUUUGAGAUUACCAAUUGUUUGUUCUAUUUGAAUUCCGUAAUAAACCCAGUCAUCUAUGAAUUUAAGUACAAGAAGUUCCGUCAAGGAUUGAAAGAAGUUUUGGGUUGCCGUGUUAAAAGGAAAGAAAACCAAGUCACUGUCCAGAUGACUGGGAAGAUGUAAGUUGUCUUUGUUAUACGCUUGUAGCAAUUCUUCUGAUCCACACAACAAUUAAGAAAAUAAGAAACUUAUGCACUUGUUUCUGAAAGGGAAGGUACACGUUUGGUAAUUACU
Messenger RNA from Asterias rubens (European starfish), 1541 nucleotides. Its product is annotated as trace amine-associated receptor 9-like. Gene Ontology annotation, molecular function: G protein-coupled receptor activity. The transcript has a single exon. Gene Ontology annotation, biological process: G protein-coupled receptor signaling pathway. The record is from RefSeq and is a predicted model, not a curated record. Gene Ontology annotation, cellular component: membrane. NCBI's taxonomy places the organism in Eukaryota, Metazoa, Echinodermata, Asteroidea, Forcipulatida, Asteriidae. The coding region runs from base 387 to 1430 and encodes 347 amino acids.